AUGGGAACGGCUAUUUCUCUAGCAGGAGAUGCCUCUCGUGCAUCUAAUGGGCGGGCGGCAUCGGUGGAGUGUGUCUCCAGAGUUUCCCCUUUACUUCCAGAGAAACCCAAUAACAUGAAUGGAUAUGUAUCGCAGAGAGCACAGUCCGCCGCACCACGACCAUUAAUGAAUUUCGCGACGGAACGUAUAUCUUCAUCUGCGCCUAAUAGUGCGAUAUCUAGACAUUCUAAAGAGUCUUGUAGUAUAAACGGUUUAAGUGGUUCUAUUGUGAGUAAUGGAUCUUUCAGUGGUUUGGAGUCGGGACAGGAGGUACGAACAUCACCAGAGAAGUUUAGUUCGUUAAUACGUCAAGCGAAUACUUCUGUUGGUCUUUUAACAGUCAGUCCUAUCAAUCCUUCAUUAUCUCCUGAAGAUAUGGUUACUAUUGAAGGAACAAACAUAUCUAUAAAAGAUUCACAGGGUCUGUUGGGGAAGAAGUCAUCUGAUUUAACACUCUAUCAAGCCGAUUUGCCAGACAUUACUUCCCCUUCUCUCGUUGUCAAUAAAGAUGUGAAUUCAGGAUCUUUCUCAAUCCCUCCGGUUUCAAGCCCUAUUCGUAAUAAUACAGAGAAUGAUGCAAGUCCUGUAGCACCAUUUCUUACGGAAUUAAAUAUAUCAAAUUUCCCAAAAAGGAAAAAUGACUCUAACAGUUUAUUAUCAUCUGCAUUCCCACGGUACUUCUCAGUUCCCUGUAGAACAUGUCCAUCAUGGCUUGAUGAUGAUAACUCGGAUUCCAUCACUCCACAAAGUGGUUUAAACUCGCGUGAACGAGGAAUAAGUGAUGGAAAUGGUGGUGGUAAUGGUGAUAGAAGUAAAGUUUUCAGCAGAAUGGUUUCUCUACGUUUACCAAAUAUCACCAGUGGCCUUGUGGAGGAUGAAACAAAUAAUAAACAAUCCCCCUUCCUCACACCACAAGCCCCACCCACACGACGAUCGGAAUGGAAUCAUUCUAGAGUUAUUCGUAGCCCACAGGCGGGAGAUCUACGAACUUCUGUCAUUUCCACAAGAGGGAAAAGAGUACAACGAUUAGGGAAACGUAAAGGACUCAAUGUAUUAAGUGCAUCUGAUGGGGCGAUACAUUCACCCUAUUUGAUGAGAGAAGUACUCAUACAACCUAAAGGGAAUGAUUCGGUUUUACAAGACUCUCUAACGCCGGAAAACUGUUUAUCUCCAUUAGGAGAUGAAAAACAGACAAUGAGCCUGGCGACUAUCCAAAUUGCACAGCCAGAUGGUGAGGAAGAUGUGAAAAGAGAGAAUGACAGCUUUUCUUCGGCCCUACGCCGAUCACGGGCACGUAUUGUCUCAUUUGAUAAGGUGGCUAUUUUUUCUGAUGUAGAACAGGAAGAAUAUAAAGAAGAGGAACAACAACAACAACAACAACAACAAGGACAAGGACAAAGACAAGAAGAAAUCAGAGCGACAGAAGAAGAAGAACCCCAUAUGGUGGAUGAAACGAUGAAAGAGGAAGAAGUAGAAGAAAUACGUUCCAAGAAUUUCAUCACCUCUUCAUUCGAACUCUGUAAAUUUAUUCCUCUUCCUGGUAGUAGUAGUAGUAAUCGGACAGGAGUGGCCAGUCCGACUUUUGAGAAUCCCACUUCACAGAUAUCCACUGUGCUCAGUCAAAGUGAUGUGAUGGAGACCAGUUGUCAUUACACCGCCUCUCCACUCACUAGUUCACCUCGACAUUUAAUUGUUCCUUUAGUGGAGCGGCCACAACGCGAAAAUUUGGCACAUCGACGUACCUUUCGCCCGAGGCCCGUGUUAAUGGGCACUCAAAGUUUUCUGAAGAAACCUUAA
This is a messenger RNA of Trypanosoma theileri, 1836 nucleotides long. RefSeq lists its product as uncharacterized. Bases 1 to 1836 code for a protein of 611 amino acids. The transcript has a single exon. The record is from RefSeq and is a predicted model, not a curated record. NCBI's taxonomy places the organism in Eukaryota, Euglenozoa, Kinetoplastea, Trypanosomatida, Trypanosomatidae.